Messenger RNA from Chaetomium globosum CBS 148.51, 2001 nucleotides. RefSeq lists its product as uncharacterized. Gene Ontology annotation, molecular function: oxidoreductase activity, acting on CH-OH group of donors; flavin adenine dinucleotide binding. Gene Ontology annotation, biological process: secondary metabolite biosynthetic process. The coding region runs from base 1 to 2001 and encodes 666 amino acids. The record is from RefSeq and is a predicted model, not a curated record. NCBI's taxonomy places the organism in Eukaryota, Fungi, Ascomycota, Sordariomycetes, Sordariales, Chaetomiaceae. The transcript has 3 exons.
AUGUUUGAAGGUUACGGGGGCGAUAGGGAAUCCGUGAGGUGUAAUAAAUUCCCCGGGUUAAUCGAAGCCGAUGCUAAACUUUUGAGCAGACGCCACGGCAAGAUCAAAGACAGGGACAGGAACGAGGCCGCCGCCAUGAUACCACUACUAUUCUUUAUCGCUAUGACCUACGGUCUCGUUAACUUAUCGAGCGCGAAACUCCUCGGGUCUUCAUUUGGGGUACCCGGUACCAACGCCACGUACGAUUACGUUGUUGUUGGAGGCGGCACCGCCGGGCUCACCAUCGCGGCCAGAAUAGCAGAAUCCGGCGUUGGGACAGUGGCCGUUGUCGAAGCUGGUACCUUCUACGAGAUCAGCAACGGCAAUUUGAGUCAGGUACCAGCCUUGAGCGGCAUGUUCUCCAGCACAGGGGCUCACGACUGGCACCCCAUGAUUGACUGGGGAUAUAUGACCACUCCACAAACAGGCGCGUACGACCUUCCUAUUCACUACACCAGGGGCAAGACCUUCGGGGGGUCAUCGGCACGGAACUACAUGUGCUACCAGCGCGGAACCAGAGGCUCGUACCAGAAAUGGGCAGAAGCCACAGGUGAUGACAGCUACACCUUUGACGGUUUGAUGCCUUACUUUGAGAAGAGCAUUAAAUUCACCGGCCCAAACACAGAGCUCCGCUUUGCCAAUGGCACCCCAGAAUACGACCUAUCCGUCCUGGGAAGCGGCGAGGGCCUCUUGUCGGUCACCUUCCCAAACUAUGUGCAAGCCUUUGCCACCUGGGCAACCAAAGGACUGCUUGAGCUCGGUUUCAAGAUCAUUCCCGGAUUCCAGAGCGGGGAGCUCAUCGGCCAGAGCUACGGCAUGUCCACCAUCAACGCCACGACCAUGGAGCGCGACAGCUCGGAAACCAGCUUUUUGCGUCACUCGCUGGCCUAUGACAACUACUUCCUAUACCCCUGGACCAUGGCUAAGAAGAUUAUUUUCGACAGCGACAAAAUGGCCAGGGGUAUUGUGGUGGACACAGCUGGCGCCGAGUAUACCCUGACCGCGGACAAAGAGGUGAUCCUGUCCGCCGGUGUCUUCGGUUCGCCGCAGUUACUCCUAGUCUCUGGCGUGGGCAAUUCCGAGACCCUCCAACCACUCAACAUCUCGGUAGUCGCGGACCUACCGGGCGUCGGGCAGAACAUGCAAGACCACAUCCUCUUCGGACCCUCCUACCGAGUAAACGCCCCAACCAUCUCCGCCCUCGGCUAUCCCGAAUUCGCCGCCCAAGCCGCAGAAGCCUUCAACACGCGCGCCGCGGGCAUGUACACCAACCCCGUCACGGACAUCCUCGCCUGGGAGAAACUCCCAGAACCUCUCCGUAGCCACUCCCUCUCCAACACCACCCUCACCACCCUCGCCACCUACCCCGCCGACUGGCCUGAACUCGAGUACCUCGUCAUCAGCGCCUACCUCGGCUGGCAAAACGACAGCCGCACGAGCGACCCGCACGACAGCUUCAACUACGCCUCCCUGGCCGUCGCCCUCGUCGCGCCCCAAUCCCGCGGCAACCUCACCAUCACCAGCCCCGACACCGCCCACCCCCCGCUCAUCAACCCCAACUUCCUCAGCGCCCCCGCCGACGUCGAGCUCGCCGUGGCGGGGUACAAGCGCGCGCGCGCGUUCUGGACCACCGACGCCAUGCGACCGUUUCUCGUGGGGAGGGGAGGGGGGCAGCAGGCCGCCGCUGAGGCGUUCCCCGGGCCGGGGGUGGCGUCCGAUGCGGAGAUCUUGGAUGUGGUUAAGCGGAGCUAUAAUACCGUGUAUCAUGCUUCGUGUACGUGUGCUAUGGGGAGGGCGGACGAUCCCAUGGCGGUGGUGGAUCCCCGCGGGAGGGUGUAUGGCGUAAGGGGGUUGCGGGUCGUGGAUGCGAGUAUCUUUCCGAGUUUGCCGCCGGGACAUCCCAUGGCGACUGUGUAUGCUCUUGCUGAGAAGAUUGCUGAUGAUGUGGUUGGCGGUUGUUGA